Messenger RNA from Ctenocephalides felis (cat flea), 3279 nucleotides. RefSeq names its product tetratricopeptide repeat protein 39C-like. Bases 269 to 3019 code for a protein of 916 amino acids. Gene Ontology annotation, biological process: cilium assembly. Lineage: Eukaryota; Metazoa; Arthropoda; Insecta; Siphonaptera; Pulicidae. The record is from RefSeq and is a predicted model, not a curated record. The transcript is spliced from 15 exons.
CGCACACAUCGCGCCCGCAGAAUUUCUCUUUAUUUAAAAAAACAUCGAAAAAAAUGUCAUUUAUCCAAAUGACACAUCUGGAACAAAAUCUAAACUAUUGUGCUUGUUGUAUAAUAAAACCGUUCAGAGUUUGUUAAUGUGUGGCGUAGUGUUCUAGGAUUUAGUGACCUUGGUUAUGGAUUUUUUUUUGAUUCGAUAAAAUAUAAGAGAAAAAGGGUUUUCCCCGAAUUGGUUUAUUAAUUGGCACCAGUAGUGAUGCAUCAGGAGGAUGGCGACCAAUAUCGAUGACAAUUUGGACUCGAUGCCCGAUUGGCAAUAUGCCAGAUUGGGCAUAUCACUCCUUCUCAACAAUCAGGCCGAAAGGGCCGAGAGGAUGUUCCAGAAAAGGCCAGAUAGUACGCAAGUUAAGGCCGCCAAUGGAUUUCUCUUGUUCAUGAAUGCUCUCAUGUCCUUCGAAGAAGAAAAACUCCAGCUGGCCCUGAACGAACUCAAGGAAACAGAAAAGCAAUGCGCAAACGAAUCCUUCAAAAGUCAAUCAAGCGGAGGUUGGUUCAAAUCGGUGAAAGAUCGCCUGCUGCCAACUAGCGAUCGUCGACAAUCAAAUGGGCGGAAAUCGAUAGCAGAAUUGCAAAAGGAGCGUUCCGACGAACUAGAACGGCGCGUGAUUAGCGCCGAUUGUCAACUUUGUAGUUCUCUGUUGACUUUACUUCAACAAGACCUGGCUGGUUAUAUGAAAGGUGCCUGGGCUCUCAGAAGAGCCUGGAAGGCUUACAGAUCAGCACACUCUCAGAUCCUAAGACUGUACCGGGAAGCAUUCCGGGACGAAGGCGGACCAAGCGAUAAUCUACUUGAUCCGGUCAGUCCCGUCAAUCCGUCCUGGGAACCGACAACACCAGUGACUCCAGGAGGCACUAUGGCUUUCACACCGAUUGUCGAAAAUAUGUUGCCACUAAAUAUUUCGACUCCAAAUGGCGAACAUGAACAGUCUACAAAGGAACAUAACCACAGACGUGCGUCUGUUGCCUCAAAUGCAUCAUCUUCUUCAUCAGCUGAUAGUUUUGCUAGUUGCGAAGACAUUUCUGUUAAUAAAACGGAUUUAAAGAGUAAAGUAAAAGAUGCCGUCACCAGACAGUUGGGACCUUUAUCUGAUGAUCCGACUACUGUUAUCACGCCCAACCCGGAUAAUGUAGUUAUUAAAUAUGAAUCCGAUAAUGUAAAGAGUAAAGAGAAGACUAAAGAACCAUUGAAGUUGAGAGAUAGUUGUGAAAUAGCUCAGGACGAGAUGCGUGCCAAUGUAUCAGUCGCCCCCGAAAAUGAUAUGGAAACAAAAAAAAUACCUAUUCGCGAUAGAGACGAAAUGAGGUUAUCAUUCUCCGAUCCCGAUCCGGUCCCCGGCACUAAUCCUGCUUCCGGAAGCGACAUGGACGACGUCCAGGAAGAGUUCGGUAAUAAUGGGUACAUACAAAAAUCAACUCAGAGAGUAAUCUCAAAUUCUAGCGACUCUGAACGACCAAGCACCUUACAAUGGGAUAGUAGAACCAACCAAAGAUCUGAUGGCGCAUUGAGGUGGGCCUCAGAUCAUAACAUCACUAGGCAUAAUAAAUCUGUGGAUUUUGUGGCAAGUCCCCUUCAGAAGUCUUUGAAAUUUCACGGCACUGACCAGCAGAGGGUGCUGGACGAGGCUGGCAGGGGCGCGGCCUCGACUAAGAAGUUGCCGAUAGAUCCUGAAAAUCUAGCACGUUUGAUGUCAGCGGUAAGCUUUGGUUAUGGAGUUUUCCAAUUGGCUGUGAGUCUUUUACCUCCAAGUCUUCUGCGUGUUGUCCAUUUCCUUGGUUUUGAAGGAGAUCGUGGUGCGGGUCUCACCAGUCUUGCAUUCGCUAGACAAGGAACUGAUAUGCGUGCUCCUUUAGCAACAUUAGCUCUUCUCUGGUACCACACCAUAGUAAGACCUUUUUUUGCUAUUGACGGUUCUGCUGGAGUUGGCGGAUCAGAAGGUAUGUCUUCAGAAAUUGCAGAAGCAGGCAGAUUGAUUGCAGAGUCUAAAGAAGAAUUCUCUGAAGCAGCUUUAUUCUUGUAUUUUGAAGGAAGAGUUGAACGUUUGAAGUGUGAUCUUCCUGCUGCAGUUUUGGCCUACGAGCGUUCUGCAAGAGCUGCAGUGCAGCAGGAAAUUCAGUUGUUAUGUCUCCACGAGAUCGGGUGGUGCAGAUUGAUGCAGCGUGAUUUUUCUAGUGCUGCGAGGUGUUUUGAGGAACUGAGAGCGAGGAGUAGGUGGAGCAGGUUAGAGUAUAUAGAAUGUUGUCUCAGGAUAUUCUACACAUUUCUUUCGGCACUGUGCAGAGGUGCUUCUGGAAAUGAAUCAGAUGCUCGUGGAAUCAAAGCGGAAAUACUCGACAUUUUGUCGUCGAGCGACCACAAGGUAUAUGAGGCACAGGUGGAAAAGUACAUUGGCAGAAGGGUUUUAUGUUUUCCGGACCCGGAAGUUGCCACCGGAUCGCAAUCUGCGGCUCCGGAUAAGGAUCCGACCUUCUGGAGAAUGUAUUUGUACGAAAUGCUCAUUCUGUGGAACGCUUUGACCAGCUGCAGACCGGAGGAAAUAGAAAGCAUAAUAAUAGAGUGUCUGGAGGUGAAAAAGGAGCCAGCUCCUGGUCUAUCAUCCUUAAUUCUGGGUGCUUGUCACGCCUAUUUCUCCCGUUGGUCAGAAGCAGAAAAGUCCUAUCGAUUGGCAAUAGAACAGAAAUCCGCGAGGUCUUCGAGAAGGGGCUCCAAAAGCCAGGUUGGGAGCAGUGGGUCUCGCACUCCACCCCAACCGAGCUGCUUUGCUAAAUGGGAUGAUCAUAUUGCAGCAUUUGCAAAGUAUGAACUGGCUGUGGUGCUCAUGGUACAGGAUUUGGAAACAAAUCGUGAAGAGGCCAAAAAGUGGUUACAUGAGGCUCAACAGUACAAAGAUUAUGAUUUUGAGAACAGGCUCAACGUCAGGAUACAUGCUGCCUUGAAAAGGGCCAAUGAGGGACCCAAUUGAAGACUAGAGGUUGCACCAGGUGUAUUUAAAUCAGGUAGUUACCACAAUUGCCUAUGCAAGGUUAUAGAUAAAACUAUGCAAUAUAAUAAUGUUGAAUAUUAGCAAAAGUAUUAAUAGAAGAUAUAAUAUGCUGCUAUAUUAAAAGUGAUUCUAUAUAUAAUUAUAAAUAAAUAUUGUUGAAUUUGUUAAACGAAACUAAUGCAAAUGUAUAAAAAAUUAAUUGGCUUAAAGCCAUACUCAACGCUUUGUUGUAAUACUCA